AUGUGGUGGCGCACGAAACCGGACAUGCACUCGGAUUCUGGCAUACACAUCAACGACCCGACAGGGAUCGUCAUAUCUCCAUCAAUUGGAAAAAUGUCAUGGAAGAAGCUACCGCGUCAUUUAUGCCCUUUCGAAGCAUGCUCCAAGCGUUCGGAAUUCGUCAGGUUAGCGACAAUGAAUACACUGCUGGUCUCACUUUCUGUUCUGUUAAUAGCAGCUAUUGAAAUGGAUCAAGUUUCGGCACGAUACGUCCGAACGGGAUACGUCAGCGAUCCAGUUGAACUACUUCUUCAAGAUGCCUACUCGUCGUAUGCGUAA
Cooperia oncophora is the source of this 318-nucleotide messenger RNA. The record is from the annotation of a GenBank genome assembly. Lineage: Eukaryota; Metazoa; Nematoda; Chromadorea; Rhabditida; Trichostrongylidae.